Megalobrama amblycephala (Wuchang bream) is the source of this 2384-nucleotide messenger RNA. It is a transcript of the gene nthl1, whose product is annotated as nth-like DNA glycosylase 1. The record is from RefSeq and is a predicted model, not a curated record. Bases 283 to 1629 code for a protein of 448 amino acids. Lineage: Eukaryota; Metazoa; Chordata; Actinopteri; Cypriniformes; Xenocyprididae. Gene Ontology annotation, molecular function: oxidized pyrimidine nucleobase lesion DNA N-glycosylase activity; 4 iron, 4 sulfur cluster binding; DNA-(apurinic or apyrimidinic site) endonuclease activity. Gene Ontology annotation, cellular component: nucleus. The transcript has 6 exons. Gene Ontology annotation, biological process: nucleotide-excision repair; base-excision repair, AP site formation; base-excision repair.
AAGAAACUACAAAUGUUUAACGCUUAUGAAACUGAAUCCGCGAAUCCAAAAGUUUGUUUUCAGCGAUUCCUUUGUGUCAUAUAUCCGCUCGGAUCCAUUUAGACCGAUUCCUAAACGAUUCGCUCAGAGCGUGAAUAAAUUCAUUGUAAAGAUCCGGCUCAAAAAUAAUGAUUCAUUCAGGAGUCGGACAUCGGUUUCGAAAACAUGGAUAUUGGUGUUGUGUUUAGGAGAUGUGAAACUGAAGUAAAACUGAGGUUAUAUUUGUGACGUAAAGUUCAGGUAAUGUCAGCGCCAAUGCGAAGUUUAUGUGUUUAUAUGUUCCGUCGUUUUACUGUAAGAAUGAACUCUCCAUAUUUCGCCGAUUCAACAGCUGUAUUAGACACUUCUGCAUCCGAGACUAUGGGGAAAAGUGCUGUAAAUAAAGGAGGAAUCCGUAGAUUGAGAUCCAGAAUGACUCAAGGGCUCAAAUCAGAAGAUGAUCCUCCAAAAGUGAAAGCAGAAGUUCACGAGCAGAGUAUUUCAGAUGCUCCACUGCAGACACAUGCACAGACUCCUGCAGAGACUGUGUCAAGUUGCAAAGACACAGCAAAAGUGAAGGAAGAAGCAGCCCCUCUGAUGUCACCUAGGAAAUCAAGGCGGGGCCGUUUGAAGGUGGAGUAUGAGGAGGAAGGGGUGGAGCUAAAGAGGGAGCGCUGGGAGCCGUGUGAUUGGAGAACACAGCUGUCGUUUAUCAGGGAAAUGAGGAGCAAACGGGAUGCUCCUGUGGACCAAAUGGGAGCAGAAAAAUGCUACGACGCAGAGGCCCCGCCUGAGGUGCGUCGUUAUCAGGUGCUGAUCUCCUUAAUGUUGUCCAGUCAAACGAAAGAUCAUGUGACGGCUGGCGCUAUGCAGAGAUUACGUGAGCAUGACCUCAGCGUGAACGCCAUACUCAACAUGGACGAGGAGACUCUGGGCAAACUCAUCUACCCAGUGGGCUUCUGGAGGACAAAGGUGAAGUACAUCAAACAGGCCACGGCUCUGAUCCAGCAGGAGUUUGGCGGAGACAUUCCUAACACAGUGGAGGGUCUGAUACGUCUGCCGGGCGUCGGCCCUAAGAUGGCCCACCUGGCCAUGGACAUCGCCUGGAACCAGGUUUCAGGCAUCGGCGUGGACACCCACGUCCACCGAAUCUCAAACAGGCUCGGAUGGACCAGGAAAGAGACCAAAUCACCAGAGGAGACUCGGAGAGCUCUCGAGGAGUGGUUACCACGAGACCUGUGGAGUGAGAUCAACUGGUUGCUGGUUGGUUUCGGGCAGCAGGUGUGUUUACCUGUCGGGCCGCUGUGCUCCAUGUGUCUGAAUCAGCACACCUGUCCCUCCGCACACCGAUCCUCUCCCAGCAAGAAGCUCAAAUCCAGUCUAGCAUCUCCAACACCACAGGUUAAAGAAGAGCCGGCGGACGCAUCCCGGUCCAGGUGCCCCUCUGAGAACAGGAAGCACACAGCCCAACAGGAAGUGUCAGGAAACAAGGGACAAGAAAAGCCAACACCAAAAGACACUCCAUCCCUCCUCAGGCAGAGAAACAGAAGGAAGUGGAAAGCAGGAGCGCCACCAUCAGGACAGACCUCUGUCUUUACACCAGACAGCUGAGUGUUGGAUUCAGUUUGAACCAAGUACUGUGUAAAUGCACAACGAUUAUCACAUCACAUUGAUUACGUUUAUUAUCAAAUAAAUUGUAACUAAAUGAAAAAAAGUUUUAGAUUAAAGGACAUUGUUAGAACAAGGUCCUAACCUUGUGUUGAACAUUAUUUAUAGCAUAUUUACCAUUCAAAAUGCAAAAUUCACUGUAGUUCACAUCGUUGUAUAUUACUGUUAGUCAUUGAACAUAUCUAUCAUAAAACAGUUGUCAGAUAUUUAAUGUUUAGCUGCAUACAUCUUACCACGCACUCUUUGAUUGUAAAAUCUAAAGCAUCACGUUGGAAUUCGCACUAAUAUUCAGUGAACAGUAAGCCCCGCCUUCUUUGAUCUGAUUGGCCAUCGUCUUGACAUUGACGAACACUGUUAGACCGCUAAGGCAGACCAGACUAAAAAUGUAACUUUUUAAACUGUUAGUCAUCCUAUCAACAUACACAGCUGUGCGUAAUGAAGAGCAGCAGAGCAGAAUUAAGAAUAUCAGAUAUUGGCCAUUUCUGAUUAUUACAGCCCUGUGUUAGAACAGCAUACUACCAUACUACUCUUACUUCAAAAUUUCCUUCAGUACACAGAACUCCUGUAAUAAAAAAUUGCCAAAAUUUGCGUUCCACAAUGCAUUGUGCUCAACCUGUUAUCAGUUCCAUAUACAUGAUAUAUAUAACAUAUGCAUGCACAACACACUAGUAUUCAAUAAAGAAUAGCAUAUUAGUGUA